Molecule: messenger RNA, 3579 nt
Organism: Grosmannia clavigera kw1407
Lineage: Eukaryota; Fungi; Ascomycota; Sordariomycetes; Ophiostomatales; Ophiostomataceae
Product: hydroxymethylglutaryl-lyase
Exons: 8
Coding region: 1-3579 (1192 amino acids)
Biological process (GO): ketone body biosynthetic process; protein modification process; L-leucine catabolic process
Molecular function (GO): hydroxymethylglutaryl-CoA lyase activity
Source: RefSeq, a predicted model, not a curated record
AUGAAGCUCCCCACACGGCCAAUCACACGAUUAUCGAAGCGCUGCUGCGCGCGGCUCCCGGCGGCGUGCCGGUAUGCCACGACACAAACGACAGCAGCCGGGAGUGCGCCGGGGUCGUCGGGUCCAUCGCCUUCGUCGAACCGAAUCAAGAUUGUCGAAGUCGGCCCACGCGACGGGCUGCAGAACGAGAAGAAGUCGAUCCCGCUGGCGACCAAGAUUGAGCUGAUUGAGAGGCUGGCCAAGACAGGCGUGUCGACGAUCGAGGCGGGCUCGUUUGUGGCGCCGAAGUGGGUGCCGCAGAUGAGCAACUCGGCCGAGAUCCUCGAGCAUGUGCUGGCGCACAGGGUGGCGUCGCGCGAGCCGAUCUCGUACGCCUUCCUGGUGCCCAACAGCCGGGGCCUGGCGGACGCGACGGCGAUCCUGCAGCAGCACGCGGGCGCGUUUGUGGCGUCGCUGCCGACGGCCGGUAACGCAGGUGGCGGGCCAGAGACGACAUUGUCGCCGCUGCCGGCGGUGGAGCUGGCCGUGUUUGCGGCGGCGACGGAGACGUUCUCGCGCAAGAACCUCAACUGCGACGUGGCCACCUCGCUGGAGCGGUUCCGCGACGUGAUCCGGACAGCCAAGGAGACGCAGGCAGCAGCUGACGGAGCACCACUGCGGGUGCGGGCAUACAUCUCGGUCGUGCUCGGCUGUCCGUUUGAGGGCUACGACGUGGAUCCGCGGCGGGUGGCAGAGCUGGCGACAGACCUGCUCGAGAUGGGGGCAGACGAGAUCGCGCUGGGCGACACGACCGGCAUGGGAACGGCGCCACGCACCAAGGAGCUUCUGCGCUGCGUGACGGCGGCUGGGAUCCGGCACGAGGACGUGGCGCUGCACCUGCACGACACGUACGGCCAGGCGCUGGUCAACACGGCGGUGGCGCUGGAGCAUGGGAUCCGCACGUUUGACAGCGCUGUCGGCGGCUUGGGCGGCUGUCCGUACAGUCCCGGGGCCACGGGCAACGUGGCGACAGAGAACCUGGUGUACUUUCUCGAGAGCCUGGGCAUGGACACGGGCGUCGAUCUGGACGCUAUGGCCGAUAUUGGGCAGUGGAUCACGGCUGAGAUCGGCAAGGCCAACGACAGCAGCGUGGCUGUCAUCUGCCUGCCGUGCACACACAAAGCGCUUGCUCACGUCCCAACUACGAUGCCGGCCAUUCGACUGGGCACCUGCUCGCCGGCGACGGCCGACACGCCGGCAGAGACGCUGGCGAUACUGGAGGACUUUACGAAACGGGCGGCGGCGGAAAAGGUGGACAUUUUGCUGUUUCCCGAGGCGUUUCUGGGCAGUGGGUAUCCGCGUGGCGAGGAUUUUGGCUGUGCCAUUGGCAGCCGAACGCCGGCCGGCCGGGAGGCGUUUUUGCAGUACUUCCGGCGGGCGGUGGACCUGGGCGACGUGGUGGGCGAUGCGGGAGCCGGCGGAGGACGCGACUGGGUAGAGCGGCGAGGCCGGUUUGCGGACGAGGCGGCGUCGUCGGCGGCAGGGACGGCGGGCGACGGGACGCGCGAGACAUUGGAGCGGGUGGCACGCGAGACCGGCGUGUUCAUCGUGUCGGGGGCCAUUGAGCGGGCGGGUGGCAGCCUGUACUGCUCAGUGGUGUACGUGUGUCCGAAGCGGGGGAUGGUUGGGAAGCGUCGCAAGGUGCAGCCGACCGGUUCGGAACGGCUGAUCUGGGCAGCGGCCGGUCCGGCGACGCUGCGGGCGGUCUCGACAGUGAUCCGCGGUGUGCGCAUCAACAUGGCGGCGGCGAUCUGCUGGGAGAACUACAUGCCGUUGCUGCGCCAGUCGCUGUACGCGCAGAACAUCAACCUGUACCUGGCGCCGACAGCAGACGGACGCGAUGCCUGGCUGGGACUGCUGCGCACCAUCGGCACCGAAGGCCGCUGUUUCGUCGUGAGCUCCAACAUGUGCACGACGGCGGAAAGCACGGAAAGCCUGGCAGCCGACGGCACUGCUACCACCACAGCAGAAGCAGCAGUGCCGGCAGAGGCCCGUCUCUCGCGGCUGACGACACGCGGCGGCUCGGCCGUGGUGUCGCCGUUUGGCGACGUGAUCGCGGGCCCGCAGUGGGACGACGCGCGCGGUAUCGUGUUUGCCGAUGUGGACUUUGACGACUGCAUCCGCGGCCGGCUGGACAUUGACAUGGGGGGGAGCUACUCCCGGAAUGACUCGUUCAAGCUGUCGGUCGAGGGUCUGGACCUCAGCCCGCUGCCCCAUGGAAUCGACGAUAGGACGGCGCGGGGACGGUACAGGGUCGUAGUAGUCCUUGGCGAGGAGGCUGCCGUAGGCGGCGGUGCAACAGCUGCCGCCACAGCUGCCGCUGCGCGACAUCACUCGACCGCCUCGCUGGCAGCCGUGCUGGCGGCCGUCGAGGCGGACGAUAGCGGCGUGCACGUGAUCCGGUCGACGGGCACGAGCCCGCACGCGAAUCUGGCUGUCGAGCAGCGCCUGCUGGAGCGCAGCCGCGCGGCCAGCCGGGUGUUGUUCCAGUACCACAACGGGCCGUGCGUGGUCAUGGGGCGAAACCAGAACCCGUGGGCCGAGGUGGCCGUACGACGGCUGCGCGCGCGCGACGUCGCCCUAGUGCGACGGCGCAGCGGUGGUGGUGCCGUCUAUCACGACGGCGGCAAUGCCAACUGGAGCGUGCUCGGGCCGUCGGCCGGCUUUGAUCGGGAUCGCCACGUCGUCAUGGUGGCACGGGCGCUGCAGCGGCUGGGCGUGUCGUCGGCGCGGGUGAACGAGCGGCAUGACAUUGUUGUGGGGGGCGUGGAGGAAGACAAAGACAGCCCGGACAGAGAGACCGCCUACAAAAUUUCCGGCUCUGCCUACAAGCUCACCCGCCAUCGUGCCCUCCACCACGGCACCUGUCUGCUUGGCACCGAUCUCACUGCCGUGUCUGGCCUGUUGCGCUCUCCUGCCGCCGCCUAUGUGCUCGCCCGCGGCGUCGCCUCGGUCCGGUCGCCCGUGCGCAACAUCGACAUUGCGACGCGCGACGGCAUCGCGCCGGCCGCUCGCUUCGCCGCUGCUGUCACCCGCGAGUUUGAAGCCCUCUACGGCCGUGCUGCCAGUCACAGCAUCGUCGACGUCGACUGCGAGGCUGCUGCCGGCUUCGCCUUUGACCCGGUGUUGGCGCGGGGAUAUGCCGAGUUGAUGACCCCAGAAUGGAUCUAUGGCCAGACCCCUCAGUUCUCCUUCUCGACUCAUCCCUCUGACGAGGAUCCCCGUGACCGCCCGCCACCACCGCCUACUGUCCCUCCCAGCUUCCGACUCGCCUUUACUGCCCGUCACGGCCGCCUGCACGACGUCGUUCUGUCCGGCUUGCCCUACCUCUCGCCAGGCGACGAUCUCACUACCGCAGCCGCUGACCGCAGUCUCGCCGCUGCCCUCGACGGUCGUCCGCUCUACGAGAUCUACAACUGGCAGCAUGUCCUAGCUCAGGCCAGCAUCCAACCCCUGGACGCUGUCGCCGUCGCUGCCACGGGCGCUUGGCUGGACGGCCUGUUGGGCGUCGCUACAGGCGGUACAGCAGCUACAGCAUAG